AAAAAUAGGGAUCAGCGCAUUGAGCUAUAAAAAAAACGGAUCAGCGCCAUGUCUGAUUCUCCAGUAGUGGAAUAGAGAACGGGACACCUAAACCAUUUAAUUCCAGGGUCGGGGAUCCCGUUCGGUCUCGAGGAUGUCCGGGAGCGCAGGGAUUCAGCAGGGCUCCCCGGCCAUCGGUGCAGCGGGAUCGGCGCCUGCGGCUCCGGGAGCCGGGGGAACCGAGGGUUCGGGCGCCACGGUAGGAUCGGCACGAAUCGCGGUGAAGAAGGCGCAGCUCCGCUCCUCCCCGCGCCCGAAGAAACUGGAGAAGCUCGGAGUUUAUUCAUCUUGCAAGGCUGAGGGGGCCUGUAAGUGUAACAGCUGGAAGAGCCAGAACCCCCCUCCCACACCACCCCGUACAGACCAGCAGCCCAACACUUUCAACCUUCAGGACCCCUGCCGUAGCUGCUCUCAUACACUGGGUGACCAUGUGACCCACCUGGAGAACGUUUCAGAGGAGGAGAUGAACAGGCUUCUGGGCAUUGCUCUGGACGUGGAGUACCUGAACACAUGUGUCCACAAAGAGGAGGAUGCUGACACCAAACAAGUCUACUUCUCCCUCUUCAAGCUAUUGAGGAAAUGCAUCCUUCAGAUGGGCAGACCUGUGGUGGAGGCACAGGAGAGUCCUCCCUUUGAGAAACCUAGCAUUGAACAGGGGGUGAAUAACUUUGUCCAGUACAAGUUCAGCCAUCUUCCCUCCAAGGAGCGUCAGACCAUCGUGGAGCUGGCCAAGAUGUUCCUCAACCAGAUCAACUACUGGCAGCUGGAGACGCCCUCACAGAGGCGACAGCGGGCGCCUGCUGAUGAUGCGGCUGGGUACAAAGUCAACUACACCAGAUGGCUGUGCUACUGCAACGUCCCUCAAUUCUGUGACAGUCUACCGCGGUACGAGACGACCCAAAUCUUCGGUCGGACCCUUCUGCGCUCCGUCUUCACUGUAAUGAGGAAACAGCUGCUAGAGCAGGCCAGGCAGGAGAAGGAUAAGUUACCCCCGGAGAAACGCACUCUCAUCCUCACACACUUCCCCAAAUUUCUGUCCAUGCUGGAGGAGGAGGUGUACAGUCACAGCUCUCCCAUCUGGAGUGAAGAAUUCCUGGCUGGAUGCUCAGGAGGACCGAUCCCCAUCCAUACAGUGAUCAGUGCGCCCCCAGUGGCCAGGCCUCUAUACUACAACUCCAGCCCAGUAUCUGUGGACCCAUCCAGCUGUGGCAGUGUCAGUCCUGCCAGGAAGACCGCCUCUGUUCUGGAACCCAGCCCAGGUGGGCAGAAGCGGAAGCCGUCGGAGCCCCUCCCCCAUGAGGAGACUAAGAAGCUCAGGAUUGUCGGGGACAUUCCCAUGGAACUCAUCAACGAAGUCAUGGCAACCAUCACCGACCCCGCCUCCAUGCUGGGACCAGAGACCAGUCUACUGUCGGCCCACUCAGCCCGUGAUGAGGCGGCACGCCUGGAGGAGAGGAGGGGGGUGAUAGAGUUCCAUGUCAUCGGGAACUCCCUCAACCAGAAGCCCAACAAGAGGAUCCUCAUGUGGCUGGUGGGCCUCCAGAAUGUCUUCUCUCACCAGCUGCCUCGCAUGCCCAAAGAGUAUAUCACACGCCUCGUCUUUGACCCAAAGCACAAGACUCUGUCGCUGAUCAAAGAUGGCCGUGUGAUCGGAGGCAUCUGCUUCCGGAUGUUCCCCUCGCAGAGCUUCACAGAGAUCGUAUUCUGUGCAGUCACCUCCAACGAGCAGGUCAAGGGAUACGGCACUCACCUGAUGAACCAUCUGAAGGAGUACCACAUCAAGCACGACAUCCUCAACUUCCUCACUUACGCAGACGAGUAUGCCAUUGGCUACUUCAAAAAGCAGGGCUUCUCUAAAGACAUCAAGGUUCCCAAGGCCAAGUAUCUGGGCUACAUCAAAGACUAUGAGGGAGCGACACUGAUGGGCUGUGAGCUCAACCCCAGCAUCCCUUACACGGAGUUCUCUGUCAUUAUCAAGAAGCAGAAAGAGAUCAUAAAGAAACUGAUAGAGAGGAAGCAAGCUCAGAUCAGAAAGGUCUACCCAGGACUUUCCUGUUUUAAGGAAGGAGUUCGACAGAUUCCCAUCGAGAGCAUUCCUGGAAUACGAGAAACUGGAUGGAAACCGGUGGGCAAAGGGAAAGAGCUGAAGGAUCCAGAUCAGCUGUACAGCACCCUGAAGACCAUCCUACAACAUGUUAAGAGUCACCAGAAUGCCUGGCCGUUCAUGGAACCAGUGAAGAAGACUGAGGCUCCUGGUUACUACCAAGUCAUCCGCUUCCCCAUGGACCUGAAGACGAUGUCUGAGCGUCUGAAGAGCAGGUACUACACCACGCGGAAGCUCUUCAUGGCCGACAUGCAGCGCAUCUUCACUAACUGUCGCGAGUACAACCCCCCAGAGAGCCAGUACUACAAGUGUGCCAACCUGUUAGAGAAGUUCUUCUACACCAAGAUCAAGGAGGCAGGUCUCAUUGAGAAGUGAAGAGAUGGGAGGGGCUUCAAGGGUGAGGGAGCAAUGGCUUAGGUCUAAUGAUUUUUAAAUGUUUUUGUUUUUAUUUACUUAUUCUUUAUUUUUCUACUGCGUUCAACCAGAAAAAAAAGAGAUAGCUAUAUAUCCACUAGGAAGAAUGAUUUUGGGUUAAUCAGUAUACUAUCCCUCGCCCCACUCAGGAAAACAGAAGUCCUAGAUAGAAACUCCCAUCUGUUCAGCUAACACAACCCUCCAUCUGUUCAGCUGACCCAACCCUCCAUCUGUUCAGCUAACACAACCCUCCAUCUGUUCAGCUGACCCAACCCUCCAUCUGUUCAACUAACACAACCCUCCAUCUGUUCAGCUAACCUAACCCUCCAUCUGUUCAACUAACACAACCCUCCAUCUGUUCAGCUAACCUAACCCUCCAUCUGUUCAGCUAACCUAACCCUCCAUCUGUUCAGCUAACCUAACCCUCCAUCUGUUCAGCUAACCUAUCCCUCCAUCUGUUCAGCUAACCUAACCCUCCAUCUGUUCAGCUAACCUAACUUAACCCUCCAUCUGUUCAGCUAACCUAACUUAACCCUCCAUCUGUUCAGCUAACCUAACUUAACCCUCCAUUUGUUCAGCUAACCUAACCCUCCAUCUGAUCAGCUAACCUAACUUAACCCUCCAUCUGUUCAGCUAACCUAACCCUCCAUCUGUUCAGCUAACCUAACCCUCCAUCUGUUCAGCUAACCUAACCCUCCAUCUGUUCAGCUAACCUAACUUAACCCUCCAUCUGUUCAGCUAACACAACCCUCCAUCUGUUCAGCUAACACAACCCUCCAUCUGUUCAGCUAACACAACCCUCCAUCUGUUCAGCUAACACAACCCUCCAUCUGUUCAGUUAACCUAACCCUCCAUCUGUUCAGCUAACCUAACCCUCCACCUGUUCAGCUAACCUAACCCUCCAUCUGUUCAGCUAACCCAACCCUCCAUCUGUUCAGCUGUCCCAACCCUCCAUCUGUUCAGCUGACCCAACCCUCCAUCUGUUUAGCUGACCCAACCCUCCAUCUGUUCAGCUGACCCAACCCUCCAUCUGUUCAGCUGACCUAACCCUCCAUCUGUUCAGCUGACCCAACCCUCCAUCUGUUCAGCUGACCCAACCCUCCAUCUGUUCAGCUGACCCAACCCUCCUUCUGUUCAGCUAACCCAACCUUCCAUCUGUUCAGCUAACCUAACCCUCCAUCUGUUCAGCUAACCUAACCCUCCAUCUGUUCAGCUAACCUAACCCUCCAUCUGUUCAGCUGACCUAACCCUCCAUCUGUUCAGCUGACCUAACCCUCCAUCUGUUCAGCUGACCCAACCCUCCAUCUGUUCAGCUGACCCAACCCUCCAUCUGUUCAGCUGACCCAACCCUCCAUCUGUUCAGCUGACCCAACCCUCCAUCUGUUCAGCUGACCCAACCCACAUGUAAGACGUCACAUCUGUGAAAAACUGGACUGUCUGAGAGAUAUGGGGAGGGAUAGUCAGUCAGUUACUCAGCCAUUCAGUCUCUGUCUCCAUGUGGUGUUACUGGGUCGUAAUGGUAUAGGGUGAAAAAAAAACCUAGACGCCGAUUUUGGGUCAGUUUUGCACUUUCCCCACUAAUGGUAAAGGGUUAGGAUUAGGGGAGGGGAAGCUGAUCCUAGAUCUGUACCUAGGGGAAACCUCUACCUGGAACCAUAGUAAUCUGACUUGUUUCAUUUGUAUGUGCGUGUUACGCGUGACUUCAGAUGAGGUCUGUCCCAGAAUUUUUGAGGGCAAAAUUUGUAUGUAUGUUACUAGAGUUCAUCCUGCCAAAAAAGGAAAAUUAUAUUUUAAAUCUGUCUGUAUGAAUUUUAACAGUUGUAAACCUCUUGAAUUAUUUGCUGUAUAUUUUUCCUGGUUUUUAAACUGAAAGGAGGGGAAGAAGCCCUUCAUGCUGGUCCAUGUAAAAAGUCCCAUAGGGCAAAAGGUGACCAUGGAAAUGCACUUAUUUAUUUUUUCAAGCAACUAUUCAGCAUCACAUGGUGAGAGCUUUUUUGUUUUCCAUUGAGAUGUUCUGUCUUUUGAGAAAAGCACUAUGAAAUAAUGGCUAAUUUUAACUAUGUAGAGUUUCUCCUUAUUUAUGUGCUGUAAUUUUUAAGGAAUAAUGCUUAAUAAAAUAAUUUAUUCUGUCUUAUUUCUGUCUAGACGAUUGAUAUCUUUCUACUUUGAAGAUAAAAUAAAAAGAUUGUGCAAUA
This is a messenger RNA of Oncorhynchus gorbuscha (pink salmon), 4752 nucleotides long. RefSeq names its product histone acetyltransferase KAT2B-like. Bases 134 to 2518 code for a protein of 794 amino acids. The record is from RefSeq and is a predicted model, not a curated record. Gene Ontology annotation, biological process: chromatin remodeling; positive regulation of transcription by RNA polymerase II. Gene Ontology annotation, cellular component: nucleus; histone acetyltransferase complex. NCBI's taxonomy places the organism in Eukaryota, Metazoa, Chordata, Actinopteri, Salmoniformes, Salmonidae. Gene Ontology annotation, molecular function: histone H3 acetyltransferase activity; protein binding. The transcript is spliced from 18 exons.